Molecule: messenger RNA, 2199 nt
Organism: Mycotypha africana
Lineage: Eukaryota; Fungi; Mucoromycota; Mucoromycetes; Mucorales; Mycotyphaceae
Exons: 2
Coding region: 1-2199 (732 amino acids)
Biological process (GO): rRNA processing
Cellular component (GO): nucleus
Molecular function (GO): RNA binding
Source: RefSeq, a predicted model, not a curated record
AUGGCGCCCAACUAUAAGAAUAAGAACAAAAAUAGAAAUGACGAUCAACCAAAGACGCCUGUUACUACAGAUCCCCGUUUCGCCAACGUGCAUAAUGAUCCUCGGUUUUUGAGACCUAAGAAGAAGGAUCUUAAGGUCACUAUUGACAAACGUUUCGCCAGUAUGAUGAACUCUUCCGAUUUCAGUGAUGCCCCUCGAGUCGAUAAAUAUGGUCGACCUUUGAAAAAGCAGUCAGCUAAAAAGGAGUUAGAACGCUUUUAUCAAUUGGAAGAUGAUGACGAGAACGAGGAAGAGUCAGGCAAGACUGUCGAGGAAUUGGAAAAGGAUCUAGCUGCUGAUGCUGAGAAUCUACGAGAUGAAACUUCUGAAAGUGAAGAUGAAGAUCAAGUUGAAUUUGACACAGAAGAUAAAGGUUAUGAUCCUAUGCGUGGUCGUGGUGUUAUUUCUGAUUCUGAUUCUGAUGAAAGCAGCGAAUCGGAUGCUGAAGUAGAAGAGGAAGAGGAAGAAGACGAUCUGGAUGAAAUAGACAAAAUCAAGACCAUUCAUGAAGGUGAAGAAACCAGCCGAUUGGCGCUUGUCAAUAUGGAUUGGGAUAAAAUCAAGGCUGUUGAUAUUUUGAAGGUGAUCAACGGCUUCAAGCCUGAUACAGGUGUCGUCAAAAGUGUUACUAUAUACCCUUCAGAAUUUGGUAAGGAACGUAUGGCUAUUGAAGACGCACAAGGCCCUCCAUCAGAAAUUUUCCAGACCAAAGGAGUGAAAAGUAGCAAAGACGCUAACAUUAGCAGUAGCAGCAGUGAUGAGGAUGAGGAAGAAAUUACCGCUGAGACCGUCAUCAAAAAUCAGUUGGAAGAAGGCGAUGGUCAAGAUUUCGAUCAAGAAGCCUUGCGAAAAUAUCAAUUGGACAGGCUCAAGUAUUAUUAUGCAGUUAUCACAUGUGACAGCCCACAAACAGCUAAAACGAUUUACAAAUCGUGUGAUGGUACUGAAUAUGAGAACAGUGCCAACUUUUUCGACUUGCGAUAUAUACCCGAAGAUAUGACUUUUGAUGACGAGCCCAAAGAUGCAGCAACAGUUGCACCCGAAGGUUACCAACCUGCCAAGUUUAAAACUGAUGCUCUCCAACAAACAAAAGUAAAUCUCACUUGGGAUGAAGAUGAUGUUAACCGUUAUCAAAUGACUCGUCGUGAAUUCACCGAGGAAGAUCUCAAAGAGUUGGAUUUCGAUGCUUAUCUUGCGUCUACUGACGAAGAGGAGGACGAAAAUGAAGAUUUGGACGCUUUGCGUGAAAAGUACAGAAAAUUGUUAAAUUCAGAAAAGAAUCAAUCAGCAUUUGAAGACGGUCACGAGGAUAAGGAUGGAGAUGAGGGUGAUAUGGAAAUCACCUUCACACCUGGUUUAAGUGAAGCAGCAGCAGCAGCAGUGGCUCAACGAAAAGAGGAGGACGAAAAGAAUGAAGAUGAAACAACCAUUGAGAAAUAUAUCCGUAAACAGAAAGAGAAAAAGAAGGCAAAGAAAGAAAAAGCUCAGCAAAUGGCCGCACCAAAUGGUGAUAGCGAGGAAGAGUCUGACUUGGACGAUGAGACAAAGAACGACCCUUAUUUCAAAGAGGCUCUACAAGAGAUGGAAAAGGAAGGAUUUGUAUCAGCGGAUGAUAAGGCCGAAAAGAAGAAGAAAAAGAGAACAAGAAAGAGAGCCUCCAAAGAAGAGCGCGAACAGAAAGCCAAGGAAAGAGCUGAAUUGGAAUUGCUUAUGGGUGAUCAAGCAAAGAGUGAUGGUUUUGAUAUGAAAGAAGUGCUGAAGAAAGAAAAGUUAGAGAAAAAGAAGAAUGGUAAAAAGGGAAAGAAGACUGAGGAACCUGAUACAGUUGACAAUUUCGAAAUUGACGUCAGCGAUCCACGUUUCGCUGCUAUUCAAGAAUCUCAUCACUUUGCUAUUGAUCCAACCAAUCCUCACUUUAAGAAGACAAAGAACAUGCAAAAAUUAAUAGAAGCACGACAAUCAAAAAUGAAAGAAGACUCUCAAAUGACUGAUGUUUGGAAGAAAGAAAAAGACGCUACAAAUGCAGCUGAACCAGCUCCUGGUAACAGCGCAGAAACUGUGCCAAAGUCCUCCUCCCUCAAGCAAUUGGUUGCCUCCGUGAAACGUAAAGGCGCUUUAGAUCAGCAAUCGAAGAAUGCAGGCAAACGCCAAAAGAAAUAA